Molecule: messenger RNA, 1223 nt
Organism: Manis pentadactyla (Chinese pangolin)
Lineage: Eukaryota; Metazoa; Chordata; Mammalia; Pholidota; Manidae
Product: nicotinamide riboside kinase 1-like
Exons: 1
Coding region: 185-781 (198 amino acids)
Cellular component (GO): cytoplasm
Source: RefSeq, a predicted model, not a curated record
CGGCCCGCGUGGGACAGAGGCCUGGGUUGACGACCUCCUCCGGAUCGCCUGGGACGGGCAGGGGCGAGGAGGAAGGGGCUGCGGGCGUCUCGGGUGCGGUGCGUGACAGGCGCACGCCGGGCCCUCGCCUCUGCCUGGAGGACUUGGAAUUGGCCCCCGGAAGACGUGAUUUUCAAAGCUAAUUAUGAAAACAUUUGUCAUUGGAAUCGGUGGUGUGACAAAUGGUGGGAAGACAGCAUUGGCUAUGAAUUUGCAGAAACACCUCCAAAACUGCAGUGUCAUAUCUCAGGAUGAUUUCUUUAAGCCAGAGUCUGAGGUAGAGAUAGAUAAAAAUGGAUUUCUGCAGUAUGAUGUGCUUGAGGCGCUCAACAUGGAAAAAAUGAUGUCCGCCAUUUCUUGCUGGAUGGAAAGUCCAAGACACUCUCUGGUAGAAGAUGGGAGAAGCACUGAGGAAAUUUCCGUAUUAAUCAUCGAAGGUUUCCUUCUCUUUAAUUAUAAGCCACUUGACAGUCUAUGGAGUAGAAGCUACUUUCUGACCACUCCAUAUGAAGAAUGUAAGAGGAGGAGGAGUACGAGGGUCUACGAGCCGCCAGAUGUCCCAGGGUACUUCGAUGGCCACGUGUGGCCCAUGUGCCUAAAGCACAGACAAGAAGUAGAGGACAUCCCGUGGGAAAUUGUUUACCUAGACGGAACAAAAUCUGAAGAGGACCUCUUUUCACAAGUGUAUGAAGAUCUGUUACAAGAACUAGCAAAGCAAAAGUGUUUGCAAGUAACAGCAUAAUGAUGGAGGGCACUGAAUCUUUCCUGGAGUGAAUUAGAAAACUUGAAAGAAUAUAUUCAAGAACCUUCACCAAGAUACAUAAUGUACUUUGGUAUGAUGAUAGCUGUUAUUUUGUUUCUAUGUUUCUUUGGUCAAACAUGAUUUCCCCAACAUGUGGAACAGUAAAUAAUUAUCUAUGCCAAUAGAUAGAAAUUUACCCUAAUGAUUGUUCUCACUCUAGGGAGAGUACAGAUACAGCAUAGCUUACAAACAGUGAGUCAAUUCCUCAGACCAAUGAUUAUCAAAUUUUUCUGAAUGGAACCCACAAGUAAGAAAUAAGGUUUAUAUCACCAUCCAGUAUGUGUGUAAUCUAUUGUUUGUGUAUGUGUGUGUAUGCAUAUAUGAUUAUUUGUGUAUUCACAAAGUAUUUGUCCUAUAUACAAUGCACUAUGAUAUUUUUCUA